AUGACGGACAGUUGUUGUAGUCAGAAGGCAUUGCAAAAACAAUCAGGUGAUGAUAGUGAUGAUCGACCCAAAAGAUCUCAAACGACUCAAACGACCCUUCCAGACGUGCAAACGCUUUCUUCCCUAACCUUGGAACCAUAUGUCGAUACUCAUACGCAUUUACACUAUGUCAUUGACCGUCUACCCGAAAAAUUUGGAGUAGACAGUUAUCAGGAUCUUAAAGAACGUUAUUGUCCACCCAAUUUGGAAGCUUGCGUUAACGUUCUUUGCGAUCCGCUGUCCUUCAAUAGCAACCAGAUUUUUCCCAACACGUGUUCUGAUUGGAAAGUUAUGGCAGACGUACCUUUCAUGUAUCUUGCCGCCGGUGUUCACCCACACAACUCAAAAGACUACAAUGAUUACAUUGAAGAUCGAAUGGUUGAGAUACUUCAACAUCCGAAAACUGUGGCACUGGGAGAAAUCGGGCUAGAUUACCACUAUGAUUUUUCACCAAAAGACGUUCAAAAAAGAGUUUUCAUUAAACAAAUAGAGAUCGCCAAGGCGAUGGGGAAGCCAAUUGUGAUUCAUACUCGUGAAGCAGAAGAAGAUACUUGGGAAAUUUUGACAAACCACGUUCCUCAGGAUUGGAAGAUUCAUGUACAUUGUUUUACUGAUUCGCCAAAAUUCGCGAAACGUUUACUAGAUCAUUUUCCAAAUCUUUAUAUUGGAAUCACUGGUAUCGUGACUUAUGGAUCAGCUAGAAAUACACAAGAAGUAGUUAGAUCUAUUGUGCCCUUAAACAGAUUUCUUUUGGAAACUGAUGCUCCGUAUAUGACACCUUCUAGAAUCAAUAGAAACAAGAGAACAUCUGAGAGAGUCAAUGUAUGCCAUUCAGGGAUGAUUCCCUUUGUGGCUCAAAGAAUUUCCGAACUUAUGAAAAAAGAGAUUGAUGAGGUGAUGCGGGCUGCAAGAGAGAAUACAAGAAAUAUGUAUGGCAUAUAA
Molecule: messenger RNA, 981 nt
Organism: Acaulospora morrowiae
Lineage: Eukaryota; Fungi; Glomeromycota; Glomeromycetes; Diversisporales; Acaulosporaceae
Source: the annotation of a GenBank genome assembly